This is a messenger RNA of Oncorhynchus mykiss (rainbow trout), 1761 nucleotides long. The record is from RefSeq and is a predicted model, not a curated record. Lineage: Eukaryota; Metazoa; Chordata; Actinopteri; Salmoniformes; Salmonidae.
GUCGAAAACGAUUGGAACCAUUUCACUGUUUGAUCGCUAGGAUUAUGGGUAUUAGGACACCUCCAUUGUGGGGCUCUAUGCAGUCAUUGAAUCACACUCACCAUAUCACCUAUUGCAGCCCAGAACUCCAUCCAGCUGGCGGCGCUGUAUUCCGUUUCUGCGCUCGGCACCCGCUGAAACAAGUAAAAGAAAACACGGAAAUCGGUUUGGAAGCGAGUUUGUUUUGAUUUCCUAUAGUCAUUGUGUGGACCAAGGAAGACACGAAACUUAAAACGGAAUUUUCAGUUUUCUGAGAAUGGCUAAACUACAGUCUUUGAGUGUAUUUGUUAAUGAGCGUUUAACAGUGGCUGCUGUGGAGAUUUUUGACGUUGUAGAGAAAGUGGUAGCCGAGUACCUGGAGGAAAUUUCCCGUUCUAAAGAGGAGAAUGACCGGCUACGGAGACUUCUGCGGAUCACAACAGAGAUAAAAGAGGAGGAAACCCCUGAGCAGGAGUGGAGCCCCAGUCUGAGGCAGGAGAAACCAGAGCCCACACAGAUUAAAGAGGAACAGGAGGAAAUCUGGACCAGUCAGGAGGUAGAGCAGCUCCAAGGCCUGGAAUCUGACACCAUUGAGUUCGUAUUCACCCCUUGUGUGAAAAGUGAAUGUGAUCUUCCCCAAACCCAGACUGUGGAUGGCAGAGGGAGUGACUUUAAACUGUUGGAUCACAUAAAGGGUCUCGACAUUUCGUGUGACCCUCCGGAUAAUGAAGGCAACACCUCCAUCCACAGCUCAGCCGUAAGCAGCGUCCCAUUAGGACAUGACAGCAGCUCACCAUUGAGAGAACCGACAAAAAGCAGCACCGUGUCUAAAAAACCUCAUUGCUGCCUUGACUGUGGCAAAUGCUUCACUCAGAUUGGCCGACUGAAGAUGCACUCGAGGAUUCAUUCAGAGGCCAAACCAUUUUGCUGUGGAGACUGUGGGAACCGAUUUCAGCUGAAAGGAGAACUAACCAACCAUAUAGUGAUUCACACUGGAGAGAAACCAUUUAACUGUGGUGACUGUGGGAAAAGCUUCAAUCGCAAGCUUACUCUUAACAGGCAUAUACUGCUUGUCCACAAAGAAGGGACACAGUACGAAAAUGGAACGACGAAAGGAGAGAAACCAUUUUGCUGUGGUGACUGCGGGAAAAGUUUCACUCGUAGGCAGACCCUGAACAGACAUAAAAUGAUUCACACAGGAGAAAAACCAUUUCAUUGUGGGUACUGUGGGAAAGGCUUCAAUCGCAAGGAGACCCUCAUUGAUCAUAUCCAGAAUCAUACAGGAGAAAAACCGUUUAGCUGUGGCAACUGCGGGAAAAGCUUCAAUAGGAAGAGGAACCUAACUUCUCAUUUACUGACUCACACAGAAGAGAAACCAUUUAGCUGUGUUGACUGUGGGAAAAGCUUCAAGCAAAAGAGUGACUUAACCAAACAUAUAAUGAUUCACAUGGAAGAGAAACCAUUUAAAUGUGGAGAAUGUGGAAAAAGCUUCAAUUACAAGGUUAACCUCAACAGGCAUAUACUGUUCAUCCACAAAGAAAGAAAAUAGGAAGAUGGUGAAAAGAAGAAAGAAAAGUAAGACAGAUCUUCUGUCAGGAGAUGAGAAGCAGGAUGUGGACAAAACUGGUUAGCGAAACAACUCUAAAUCAUUCAUCUUGUAGGUUUCAAAUACAUGGAUAUGUGAUUCAUUCACUUUUGUAAAAUGUUCUAUGUAAAUAAAGUUAGAUUUUAUUUGAAUAAUGA